AUGCAGCCUUCGCCCCCUCGCGAUCAUGUCACCGUCGGCAUCCUUGCUCUGCAAGGCGCUUUCGCUGAGCAUCAGGUGAUGCUGCAAAAGCUGUCGCUGAAGCGGCGCGUCGUCGUCGUCCUCGUGCGUCAACAAGAGGAUCUCGACAAGUGUGACUGCCUCAUCAUUCCCGGCGGAGAAUCGACCACUAUCGCGCUCCUCGCACGUCUCGCCGGGCUCCUUGAGCCGAUGCGCGAGUUCCUCAAGACCAAGCCCGUGUGGGGAACCUGCGCCGGCGCAAUACUCCUUGCACGCUGGGUCGAGGGCGCAAAGAAGGGCGGCCAGGAGCUCCUCGGAGGUAUCUCCAUUACCAUCGAGCGCAAUGGCUUCGGCUCUCAAGUCGAAUCCUUCGAGGCCCCGCUCGAGGUCGAGGGCCUCCGCGAAUCCAAUUGUGCCUUCCACGGCAUCUUCAUCCGGGCCCCGGUGGUGAUCGGUCUGAGCCCCUCCCCGACGGACCCACCCAUUCAGAUUCUGUCGCGCAUCUCGGCCUCCCUCCUCCCAGCCUCGCAGACCGUUGUUCCCAUAGACGAGGACGAUACAGACCCCCGUGAUCCACGAACGAUUGUCGCGCUGCGCCAGGGCCUCCACCUCCUCACGACGUUCCAUCCGGAGCUGACCAAGGACCACCGGUUCCACGAAUACUUUGUGCAAGAAUGCGUCCUUCCCACGCUCUCUAUCAGCUCGCCCCCGCCAGAGUAG
Molecule: messenger RNA, 738 nt
Organism: Epithele typhae
Lineage: Eukaryota; Fungi; Basidiomycota; Agaricomycetes; Polyporales; Epitheliaceae
Product: SNO glutamine amidotransferase
Exons: 4
Coding region: 1-738 (245 amino acids)
Biological process (GO): pyridoxine metabolic process; pyridoxal 5'-phosphate biosynthetic process
Cellular component (GO): glutaminase complex; cytosol
Molecular function (GO): glutaminase activity
Source: RefSeq, a predicted model, not a curated record